GGACUUCCCAACGAACCGGCAAAGUGCCACACCACUGCUGCGCCGCGCAAUCAAGGUCCAGAACAAAGAUCCCUGCAUGAAGAAGAGGCAGCAUAUGCAGUAAUAACCUGCGGAAAGGAGGGCAGAGCUCUGCAGUGGCCAACGCCUGUUGCGGAAACGGGGACCCGGAACGCUUUUGAGCCCGCCUGCGUCUUCGCUGAAUUCAAGAGAUACACAGCAGCGUAAGCAAGAGGAAGGUAGGAGCAUGCAUGCACUAGGCUUGCGCGCUGAGAACCCACUUCCCAGAGAUGGGGCCCGAGAGCUCGGCUAAAUGCGCGAGGCGAAGGCUCGCCUGGCCACAAAGCUCUUGCCAAACAUAUACACAGCAGCAACUGCACACCAAGCUUGCUUGCGCCAGCAGGCCACCUAGAGGCGGCACACAUACAGCGCUGAACUCUUGGGCCAGUCCUCGCUUCUGGGAAAAGCCCCGACUGACUUCUGACGCCUAGAGAAAGUUUGGUAUUCAUAGAGGAGCUUCGUUCCAGCAGAUGGACAUGUCGGUGAGUGUUCCGGGCAGUUCGUUCGUUGCGAUGCUGAAGGCCGCGGACCCUGUUUGGCUUCUUACUUCUGGCGGCUUUGGGGGACCCGCGCAGCCUGCAAGGACAUGCAUGUGCUCUCUGAAGCUUGCUUGUUGCCUUGAAACUGAGAGAAGCGCAUACCGGGCUCACAACAUGCGUUGACCAAGCAAUUCCUGAUCGGCCGUGCAGCAGGAGUCCCCGCUCUCCGCCGAUUUCAUUGGACUUGAUAUCGCUGGUUACAUGGUGGACAUUGCUUAUGACCCGGUGGCAGCGUCCACCGGCUGGACUACUGCUGGCUACUACUCAUCGCUGCUGGUGGGUGGGGGCGACGAUGCUGCUGCUGCGGGCUGCGGCGGCAGCAUGGCGCCAAUGCCAAUGGCCAAGCUGCCAGCGGCACUGCCGGCGGCACUGCUGCCGCCGGUGGUGGGCGGCCAGGCCGUGGUGGGUCCUUCGGGUGCAGUGGCUACUGCUGGCGCGCAGCAGCCGACAGCAGCAGCAGUGCGCUCUGCUGUGGAGCAGCUGCUCCUGCAGGUGGUGAUACAGCGCAUGUGCGCGAACCUUGGGGUGAUGAGGGAGGAGGACAUCCAGUACAUCCAGGAGCACAUGCGGAAGGCCGCCAGCGGGCCGCAGCAGCCGGUGCCCAAGCAGCAGCGCCCCCGCAGCGGCGGCUACUGCCCCAGCAAGGGUGACGGCCCCAUGGCGUUGCCGGUGGUGGCGGCGGCGGCGGUGCUGCAGCAGACCCUACUAGUACUGGCGGAGGUGGACGCUGCCUGUGCGGAGGUUGCGGCCGCAUUCGGCGACCCGGCGCGCGAGGCGGCGGCCCUAGAGAAGGCAAUGGCUCGUGUCAGCGAUGCCAUGUUCGCGGCGGUGGAGGCCAUGCGGGUGCGUGACAGGCAUGCGGCCCAGGCCGCCAAGGGCACCAGUGGCGCUGCCGCCACCGCCGGAUGCAUCAUCGCUGCCGCUAGCCAGCCCAUGGCGGUUGGCAAGGAGAACAAGUUGCAGCAGCAGCGGGCCAAGCAGGCUGCGCCGGCGCAUCCCGUGCCGUCUGUGGCUUCGGCCGCCAUGGCAUCGGCGGCGGCGGCAGCGGCGGGACAGCAGCCGCAGGACUGCAAGCCUGCGGCUGCUGUGGGCAGCAAGCGCAGCCGCGGCGCUGAAGGUGCGGCAUUUGGGCCGGCGGCGGAGCGACAGGAGGGCGGUGAUGGUGUGCCGCCGGCAGCAAAGCGGCAAGCGGUGGCGCGGCACGCAACCACCGCCGCCACCGCUGCGGCACCCGGACCCGCCGCGGCCGUAUCCGCGGCGGCCGCGCCCACCUUCAUCCAGCAGCUCCAGAUGCUGCAGGCUAUUAAGGCUAUGCAGGCGUGCGCAGCAUUCGCACGCGCGCGCGGCGGGCUGGCCCCGCCGGUGGCGGCGGCGGUGCCGGCGCAGCCUCAUUCUCAGCAGCAGCGCCAGCAGCAGCAGCAGCAGCAGCAGCAGCACAAGCAACUGCACCACCACCACCACCACCACCACCAGCAGCAGCAGCUGCUGCAGCAGGCCGCGCCGGCGAAAGCGGCGGCCGCGCAGGUGCUGAUGCCAUUGCAGCCCUGGCAGGUGGAGGCGCAGCGUUGGCUGGCGAAGCUGCAGUAGUCGCAGCGCCAGCUACGCCAGCACCAGCUGCAGCUGCAGCUGCAGCUGCAGCUGCAGCUGCAGCUAGCAGUGUUGCGAGGACGCGCGUUGCGGCUGGUGCGCAAUUCCCACGACUUACCGCAGCAGCACCAGCCUACAACGGUGGCAAUAAUAAUAAUAAUUCAAACGCCGGCCCAUGGGGCCUGGCGUGGAUUAUCGGGGUAAGGUGGCUAGGGCGAGGAGGCCCAUCCCCCUCGCGCUGCCAUCUCACCACGCACUCCGAGGAGGUGUGGGGGAGCCGUGGCUCACCCACCUCUCGGUUUGAGUUCCUGCUCGGUUACUCGGCGCAUUUUGAUAAUGCCGCCCGCACUGUUCACAGCGUGUGUGUGGAGCCUCUCUCCGCAUACUCGUGCGGCUGUGUGGGUCACCCCAAGUUGAGAGGUGAGCAGCUUAGUGAGGUUGCAAGGGAUGGCCCCAGUCACUCCGAGCGCAAGGCAUUCAUUGGUGGAGUAGUGGACCGUCCAUCCGGCCGCUUCCAGCAGUCGCUUGAGUUCUUGGUGUUGUUGAGAUUUUUCUUCCCGCUUGUCCAAAUGGCGAACGUCAGAGCUGUAACCAAUUUCAAGGAUAUAGAUGGGCAGCCGUGCUUUGUUCAGGGGCGGGCGGUACCCUUCUCUAUGUGUUUCAUGGGCGGGCAGGUUUGGGAUGAACAGAAUGUCUACAACGGUGGCAACAACUAGCAGCAGGCGCCGUGCCGCUUGGGCUUCUGCUAUUGGUGCAUGUGAUACCGGGUCCCAACCCAAGCAAAAUAAACCUCGACCAGUAAUUACGUGCGUGAUUUAAUUGCGGACAUGAUAGGAUGCGCAUGUGCGUUUGGUUGGUCACGAUAGUCACGCACGACACACGGUGCUGAGAAUGGGCACUGGGAUUGACAGUCAACCGCCGACAUACAUGGGAGGGCGGAAACUUAGAGCGAAUGCAUGAGCAUGGAUGAAAGUUAUCUGUUGAUGUUGUGCUGCGCGCGCACGUAGGGGACGCGACUACUGGACAGGCUGUGGUUGCACGUACGUGGAUGGGUUGCUGCGUUCGUUGGGGUGGAUGGGAUCGAUCAUACAUGGAGUGCUGGGAGGUGUACCUGGAGGUAGGUGUAUGGAAUGGGAGGUAGACUGGCACUAGAGAACGAGCGAGGACGAGGAAUGCACAGUGGAGCAUCGUCCCUAGGGACACAUACGGU
This is a messenger RNA of Chlamydomonas reinhardtii, 3393 nucleotides long. RefSeq lists its product as uncharacterized. NCBI's taxonomy places the organism in Eukaryota, Viridiplantae, Chlorophyta, Chlorophyceae, Chlamydomonadales, Chlamydomonadaceae. The transcript is spliced from 2 exons. The record is from RefSeq and is a predicted model, not a curated record. The coding region runs from base 798 to 2183 and encodes 461 amino acids.